Molecule: messenger RNA, 729 nt
Organism: Leptosia nina
Lineage: Eukaryota; Metazoa; Arthropoda; Insecta; Lepidoptera; Pieridae
Source: the annotation of a GenBank genome assembly
AUGCGGCUCGCGCUUAACUUUCUGCUCUUGACAUUCGCGUUUUCCCUUGUCACCGGGUUCGGCCAAUUUUCGGGAUCACGCCACCCACCAAGACGUCACCCCUCCUGCCAGUCGAACGUCACAAACGACAGUGCUCUAUUAAAACGCGUGUCUGCGAUCUCGAAAUAUAUUUUCACGGGAAAAGUUCACGGUGUGAAUACAGGCAACGGGACGCGGGUGUACAAAGUGAACAUUCGUAGAGUGCUAAAAGGAGACUUGAAUGACGUCGGCGUCAAAGUUGUAUUCGGGAAAGCGCCCUCGCUGCGAUUCAGCGACGCAACGGUUCUGGUGCAGAGCGCGUUGCACUUGGAGUGUCCACCGUUGCGUGUGAGGACAUACGCGAUAUUUCUCACUGAAAGGAGGCGGGGCGGCUCGCCAAGGGUUGUUCGGCUGAAAUUGGUCGUGGAGCCUGUUCUGCUGACUCUGCGGAAUAUAGAGAUCAUAGAGGCCGCUGUUAAAGGUGAGAACUACUCCAGCUACAUAAAAUACUUCAAAGUUUCCACGUAUCUGGGUAAUGAGUAUUAUCAUAUUCAUGAGUUGGAAGAUAAUCAAAAUAUUAGUAAAAGUGGAGAGCUAAUUUACGCCUUAACUUUGCGGGUCAUUAAAGUUGAUGAUCGAGUUCGUUUCAACUUGGCUGCGAGACUUCAGUUCCUUUGGGAAAACAACACCUACUCCGGGGAUCCCGAAUAG